Callorhinchus milii (elephant shark) is the source of this 397-nucleotide messenger RNA. RefSeq names its product vasoactive intestinal polypeptide receptor. NCBI's taxonomy places the organism in Eukaryota, Metazoa, Chordata, Chondrichthyes, Chimaeriformes, Callorhinchidae. Gene Ontology annotation, biological process: adenylate cyclase-modulating G protein-coupled receptor signaling pathway. Gene Ontology annotation, molecular function: G protein-coupled peptide receptor activity; peptide hormone binding. Gene Ontology annotation, cellular component: plasma membrane. The record is from RefSeq and is a predicted model, not a curated record. Bases 75 to 359 code for a protein of 94 amino acids. The transcript is spliced from 3 exons.
GACUAAAGUCCACUCUGCUUCUCAUCCCUCUGUUUGGGGUCCAUUACAUCCUGUGUGUCUUCUUCCCGGACAGCAUGGCAGAGGAACUGAGAUUGUUUAUCGAGAUUGGGAUGGGAUCCUUUCAGGGUUUUGCUGUGGCUCUGCUCUACUGCUUCCUGAACGGAGAGGUGCUGACGGAGUUGCAGAAGCACGUAAACUGGUGGCACUCGCUGAGAUAUCUGACCUUCAGCCCGAAACCUGCCAGGAACCCUUCCACAGAGAGCAGCACCAACAACUUUGUCACUCAGAUGUCUCUGCUCGAAAAACUCAGCCCCAAGAGAAAGGCCAACGACAACCAACAUGGCAUCUCCUGCGUGUGAGAGGCUCGCGCUCAAGCCCUGAGCUUCGUGCGCGGAAA